UCCCCUUUCGCAUGGGAAAAAGCCGUAAUUUCCAGUAAGUGGCCGGCUGCUCAAAAUCAACGUGUACUUUUGCUGGGAACCGAAGACAGGAGCUGCUCGCGGCAGAAAAGAAAAAAAGAUGGCAAGGGUUCAUCGAGAGAGCAGGGAUGAAAUAUGGACGACGGGCUGUUGUGGGUGGAGGGUGGAAGAUAGCGAGCAUCGGAGAAGAUAGGACGUGGUGAGAAGCGAUUGCAGGAGGCAGGGGUUUAGGAAGGAAGGCAGCGUCAUCGCGCGAGCGGAUAUUGCUCGAGAGGAAUAUCGAAGGAAAGGGAGGAAUGUGAGUUGGUAAUUGGGAUAUCUGUCACAGGCAAGGACAGGAAGGAAGGAAGGAAGGAAGGAGGAGGAGGGAGGUAUGGCUGUGGCUGUGAGGUCACCCAUUUGGGUUUCUCUGUCACGAUGCACAGUCUCUGCACCGGGCGCUGCUGCAGCUGUGAAGCUCGAUCGCAGUUUGUUCACAUGCAAUUCUUCUAAGCUCGCCGCAUCAUCUCGGUUGCCUCUGCAGGGGCUGAAUUCCGUGGAGUAUGGCUGUGGUCGACUGUUUUCUGGUUCGUCGAUUGGUCCGCGAGCCAAUGAGCGGGUUCUCAUUCGAGCCAGUGUCAAAGCCAGUGUCGAUGAACAAAAAGGAGGGAAUGCCGUUCGAGUGCGCUUCGCUCCAUCUCCCACGGGAAAUUUGCACGUCGGCGGUGCCCGCACUGCUCUUUUCAAUUACCUGUUUGCGAAGUCCACAGGAGGCAAAUUCAUCUUGCGCGUUGAGGACACAGACCUGGAGAGGUCUACCCGACAGUCUGAGGAAGCUAUGAUUCGAGACUUGAAGUGGCUUGGUUUAGACUGGGACGAAGGUCCAGACGCCGGAGGUGAAUUCGGUCCCUACCGGCAAUCAGAACGUAAUGAAAUAUACCAACAGUACGUGGAAAAGCUUCUCAAGUCCGGCAAUGUCUACCGCUGCUUCUGCUCUGAUGAAGAGCUGGAAGCAAUGCGAGAGGAAGCCAAGGCGAAAAAUCUUCCACCUAGAUAUAUGGGAAAGUGGGCAAGCGCCAGUGAUGCAGACGUUGAAUCUGAACUAUCCAAGGGGACUCCAUUUACAUACAGGUUUCGUGUUCCUCAAGAGGGAUCCAUAACUAUCAACGAUCUCAUUCGAGGCGAAGUAUCUUGGAGCCAGGACACACUAGGGGAUUUUGUGGUUCUGCGCAGCAACGGACAACCUGUCUACAACUUUUGUGUUGCUGUUGAUGAUGCCACAAUGAACAUUACUCAUGUGAUAAGGGCAGAGGAGCAUUUGCCCAACACGCUUCGCCAGGCUCUUAUUUAUAAGGCCUUGGGUUUCAAAAUGCCACAAUUUGGUCACGUAUCCCUUAUACUUGCACCUGAUCGUAGCAAAUUGUCCAAACGACAUGGCGCUACGUCUGUUGGACAGUUCCAGGAGAUGGGCUACUUACCAGCGGCCAUGGUCAAUUACCUUGCUCUUCUUGGUUGGAACGAUGGUUCAGAGGAAGAAAUUUUUACCGUGAAGCAACUAAUUGAAAAGUUCUCUAUCGAUCGCAUUACGAAGAGUGCUGCCAUUUUUGACCUUGCGAAGUUGGGAUGGGUGAAUGGACAACAUCUGCGGGCUUUGCCAAUCGAGGAUGUCAGCAAAAUGUUCGGGGAGCAAUGGAUGAGAGCAGGCCUUAUUACUGAGUCAGAAGGACCUUUCGUAACUGGAGGAGUCGCUUUGCUACAAAAUGGAACAGAUAUUCUGUCGGAUUCAACUCAAUCUCUGCUGGAUCUCCUCUCAUACCCACUCCAUUCAACUCUUGCAAGUGAACAAGCAAAAGAAUUUGUGAAUGACAACCUCUCAGAGGUCGCACAAGCAGUUUUAGCAGCGUAUGACAGUGGAGAUCUACAGGCUGCCGUUGACGGAGGACAUGAUACCUGGCAAAAGUGGGUGAAAAGUGUUGGGAAAGCACUCAAGCGAAAGGGGAAAAAAUUGUUCAUGCCCAUCAGAAUUUUGCUUACCGGAAGGAUGCAAGGUCCUGACAUCGGAAGUACUUUGGCUUUAUUGAAAGAAGGUGAGAGCAGUGGUAUUGUUACCGCCCAUGCUGCGCUAGUCCCACUGAAACAAAGGAUAGAGAUUCUUAGAGCCGUAGAUUGGUCAGCAGUUUCACAGGAGCUUUCGAAAGCUGCGGAAGGUUCUGCAGUUUUGGCACAUUAGUAAUAAAAAGAUCGUAUUUCUUAUUUAUACCAUGGUUCUGUGUUGGGCAAGAUCACGGGUUUGUCAAUUUAACGUCCUUCUAGGUAGGUUUGCUCAAGUUUUUUGUGGCUUCAUCGUGAACAUUCAUGAUGUUAUGAGCAUGGAAGGGUUGACAAGCGUUCCUUUAUUCCCAUCAGCUCAAACAAAAUUAAUACUGUAUGAAAUGAGAAAGAGAAACAUUAGCAAAUAUGAGAACCAAACGUCGGUUGAAGUU
Molecule: messenger RNA, 2480 nt
Organism: Marchantia polymorpha subsp. ruderalis
Lineage: Eukaryota; Viridiplantae; Streptophyta; Marchantiopsida; Marchantiales; Marchantiaceae
Source: the annotation of a GenBank genome assembly